This is a messenger RNA of Aegilops tauschii subsp. strangulata, 1942 nucleotides long. Its product is annotated as F-box/FBD/LRR-repeat protein At1g13570. Lineage: Eukaryota; Viridiplantae; Streptophyta; Magnoliopsida; Poales; Poaceae. Gene Ontology annotation, molecular function: protein binding. The record is from RefSeq and is a predicted model, not a curated record.
AUUCUGAAAUCCCCAGCCUGCAGCGCAGAGAGACCACGAGUCGCAGAAACCUAGGCACGGCACGGCCGCGGCCGCCGGCGGCGCGGCGGCGUAGGCAUCCGGCGUCCUGCCUUCCUUCCGAACCUCUGGCCUCUCCGCUUCGUCUCGGCGGAAGCCCAAGGCCGCUGUGCUCCGUCUCGGCGUCGCCUUCACCCUGUUCCCCGGCGCUCCUGCAGCAACUCCGGCUCUCGUGCAGCAACUGAGCCACUCCGACAGUUUAAUCUGGAUUCUGAAGCAAUGAGUACCUGUAAAAAGGCCAGGGCAGAAGCUACAUCUAUUGUGAGCUCAGACAGACUGAGCAAUCUACCUCCAGAGAUAAAGGGCAACAUUCUCUCCCUUUUGAAUGUUGAAGAAGCAGUUAGGACUAGCACCUUAUCAAGUACUUGGAGGGAUGCAUGGACUGAUAUGCCAGUAAUAUGUCUGCGCGAUGGAAAUUUUACAAGAACCAAGUUCAUUACGCUGGUCGAUAUGGUGUUAUCACUCCACAAGGGAACCAUAGAGGAGUUCUAUAUAUCAGUUAAAAGAAGUUACCAUGAUGAAUUGGCUAGGUGGAUGCUCAUGCUGUCAAGGAGAUCACCAAGAUCAGUUGUAAUCAAGUUGAACUCAGGGCUAGAGUAUAGGAUUCCCUCAUGCCUAUUUUCUAUGGGCAAUUUGAUGUUUCUGCUCAUGGAAAACUGCACCAUCAGGUUACCCCUGUUAUUCCAAGGUUUCAAGAGACUAACUCACCUCAGCCUGAAACUUUUCUCCUCCACAGACAUGGACAUCAAAAAUCUGAUCUCAUUCUGCCCUGUACUGACUGAUUUGAGAUUAGUUCGUUUUGAGGGCCUCAGGUGUCUAAACAUUCAAGCUCCUAAACUGGAAUAUCUUAAAGUUGUUGGGGGCUUUGAAGACAUUAAUUUGGAUGCCCCUAAUCUAGAAUGGGCCUUUCUAUCUCUUGAUCCCAAAGCUAAAGCGUAUCAAUCUGUUCCUAUUGCUCAUGACACGGAAAGCUAUGUCAGGAAGUCAUUGGGAAGCCUAAAUGACAUCAAAGCACUUGCAAUUAGUGGCAUUUUCAUGAAGUAUCUAUCAAAAGGGUGCAUACUUACGAAGUUCCCUGCCGUGUUUCAUCGCCUGGAGCAUAUUUGUCUUGUGAUAAGCUUUUCGGACCAGAGGCAAGUCUUGACUGCUUGUUCAUUGCUUCAGAAUGCCCCUAACUUAAAGAAGCUUGAUAUGUGGAGUCAUCCUUCGAGCACAAGGGAUCAGGAUCAGGCAAGCAUUCAAGAGCUUACCGAGCAAAUGCAAAUGGACCAUCUCGUAACGGCCAGUGUGAGAUGUUUCCAGGGUUUGGACUGCGAAAUCGAUUUUGUGGCAAAGCUAUUGAGCUGGUCACCUGCUUUGGAAGAAGUGGAAAUAGAGUGGAAGGGCGAAAUGGACCGCAGCAUGGUUCUUACCAAGCUAUUAGCUCUGCCAAGGGUGUCUCCCAGGUCCAAGAUCAUUGUUACAUGAUACUAUGUUCCCUCAUCACUUUGCCGAUCUAAUUUGCUGCGGGUAGAGUUGUUUUUUUUGCUUUGUUUAUGCGGAUCUACCAGCUAGGACUAUCUGAUGGUUAUAUAUUUGUGUGCAUUGGAUGCAGAUUAUCAGGUAGACGUAGUGUGUUUUGUUUAACAUUCGAUGGGAGUACUUAAUGUGCUAUCAGCAAGUUUUUUCCAUAUGAAACCCGCAAACCACUGCUGUCGUUCCUCGACAGCGUGAGUUCAUCUUGACCUGUUUUGUGCCUGUGUUUUGUCUGGUACAUUCCUGGUUGUAGCAAGUAUAUGUGUCCAUGAGAAGUGAUCAAAGGGAUCAAAUUGUACCUUGGUAUUGUACAUUCUGCAUGUGUGGACAGUUUUACUUUCGGAAAUCAAAGCAUUAUCAGAUUGGUUUA